ACCUCCCGCUGCACGCAGCUCCCUUCCAGCAGCUCCAUCCCAGCACCUCUGCACAGACCCAGUAGAUGAAGACAUCGGAUUUCGGGGCGCAAAGAUGGGGUGCUUCACCUUUAUCAAGGUUAUGAUGAUCCUUUUCAACCUGGCCAUAUUUCUCAGUGGCGGGACCCUCCUGGGAGUUGGCAUCUGGGUCACAGUGGAUGAAAAGUCAUUCCUGGAUGUAUUUGGGGCGCUGUCUUCUAGCGUCCUGCAUGUUGUGAAUGUGAGCUACUUCCUCAUCGUCAUUGGUGCCAUCCUGCUGGUGAUUGGUUUCCUUGGGUGCUGUAGUGCCCAGAAAGAGAGCAAGUGUCUCCUGAUGGUGUUCUUCUCAGUGAUGCUGAUCAUCUUCAUUGCUGAAAUUGCUGCUGCUGUGGUGACCUUGGUCUACACAAAUAUUGCAGAAACGCUGCUGAAGUCUGUGGUGACCCCUCUCCUUCAGAAGAAGUAUGGGAGUGAUCCAAUUCUCUCAGAGAACUGGAAUGAGACCAUGAAAGAGCUCAAAUGCUGUGGCCUGAAUAACUACACAGACUUCACCGACUCCCCCUGGUAUAAGGAACACAACGGCACCUUCCCGAGUACCUGCUGUAAGGACCUGCAGCCCUGCACCUCCGUCCUGGCUGCACAGAAAAAUGUCACGGGUUGUUUCAGGCAGAUUGUGCAAGAAAUCAAGACUCAUGGAGGUGUGGCAGGUGGUGUGGCAGCUGGCAUUGCUGCCCUGGAGGUUGCAGCCAUGGUGGUUUCCAUGUACCUGUACUGCCAGCUGGAUCAGAAGUGACCCCAGGAGGAUGAUCUGUGCCCCCCUGCCAUGCUGGGGGGGGCAGGGGGCACCCCAUUGCUCCUUGGACCUGUGUUCCUGUGCACUGUGAUUUACAGCUGUGUUCUGAUCUACCGAGCUGGGAUCUGUAGAGUUUGUCUAUAUUUUUGUACUGAUGUGGCACACGGGGCCGGU
Apus apus (common swift) is the source of this 985-nucleotide messenger RNA. RefSeq names its product tetraspanin 1 (gene TSPAN1). The coding region runs from base 95 to 811 and encodes 238 amino acids. The record is from RefSeq and is a predicted model, not a curated record. Lineage: Eukaryota; Metazoa; Chordata; Aves; Apodiformes; Apodidae. The transcript has 8 exons. Gene Ontology annotation, cellular component: membrane.